AUGACAGAUAAAAGAAUAGACAAAUAUAUUUUUAAUGUGAAAGAUAGAAUUGGAUAGGGAUCUUAUGCUGAAGUUUUUAAAGGAACAAAUGAAAAAACUGGAGAAAAAGUAGCUAUCAAAAUGUUAAGCAAAUCUGUAAUCAAUGCAGAUGAUUAUCUCAGGGAGGGAUUGAUUUAAGAAAUUAAAAUUAUGCAGAAAUUAAAAAGUCCCAAUAUCGUCUAGUUGUUAGAUGUCAUGGAAACCAACAAUAAUUAUUAUAUUGUUUAAGAAUACUGUGAUGGAGGAGAUUUCGAUGAACUUCUCAAAAAAAGAAAGUUACUCCCAGAAAAAGAAGCGAUCAAAUUCCUAGUUGAUGUACUUAAUGGAUUUACUCAACUUAUAAAAAAUGGUAUAAUUCAUAGAGAUCUCAAACCAGCGAAUAUUUUGAUAGACAAACAGACUUACAAACUAGCAGAUUUUGGAUUUGCAAAAUGUGUUGAUAAUUUUAAAAAAACAAUGAUGGCUUCAAUGGUUGGUACUCCAUUAUACAUGAGUCCUCAGAUCUUGGAUCACAAGAGAUACAAUUCAAAAACUGAUGUAUGGAGUAUAGGUUUUAUUUUCUACGAGGCAUUAUUUGGCAAAACUCCAUGGACAGCCAGAUCUCCAGCAGAAUUGCUCAAAAAUAUUAGGACCUAACCAUUGAAAUUUCCAACCGAUAAAAAUUAAGUCUCAUAAGAAACCCAAGAUUUGAUCAUUGGUUGUCUCCAGGCUGACGAAAAUAAAAGAUUAUCUUGGGAAGAAAUAUACAAACAUCCAGCCAUUAGUCAAUAUUUUUCUGUAAUUAAUGACCUUUCCUCUUUUUAGGAUUUUAUCAAGGGAAAUAAUAAGUUGGAAGACAAGGCUCAAUAUUUAAUUAAUGAUAUCAGACAGAUGAUAUGCAAAGAGAAAAUUGACAUUCAUAAAUUGUUUGCAGAUUUAGACAUGUCAAAAGAUAAGGCUUUAGAUGUCAAUGAAUUGGGGAAAUUUCUAUAGAAAGUAGAUAAAGAUAUAACAAGAGAAGAAAUUGAAUAUAUAUUUAAUAAAUUUGAUGACGAUGGGAAUAAUUAGAUUGAAUUUGAGGAAUUUAAAAAGUGGUUGGAAGACAAUCAAAUUGUUACUAAUGCUAAUCCAUAAUAAUAAUAAAGAGGAGGUGGAUCACAUAAAAAACUGUCUAUUCUGCCACAUUAAUUAAAGUCUCAGAGUUCCAUUGAAGAGAGAGCUAAUUAUGUUAUAGAGAAAUUAAAACUAUCAAUCUAAAAAUAUAAAAUCAAUUUGUUGGAUUUAUUUAAAAAAUUUGACAAAUCAGCUGAUUAAAGAUUAGAUAAAAGCGAAAUGGGACAAUUGUUAAAGAGAAUUGAACCAAAUAUUUCUUAGGAAGAAAUACAAGCCUGCUUUGAAUUUUUUGAUGCUAACGGUGAUGGCGAAAUCACAUUCUAAGAAUUUUAAACAAGUUUAAGUGAAGAAGUCGGGAAGAAGAGAUAAAGUAUAGACCACCAUGAAUGAAAUAUUUGCAUUAUCAUAUAGUAAUUAUUAAAA
Molecule: messenger RNA, 1554 nt
Organism: Paramecium tetraurelia
Lineage: Eukaryota; Ciliophora; Oligohymenophorea; Peniculida; Parameciidae
Exons: 7
Biological process (GO): autophagosome organization; peptidyl-serine phosphorylation; autophagy
Cellular component (GO): cytoplasm; autophagosome
Molecular function (GO): protein serine/threonine kinase activity; calcium ion binding; ATP binding
Source: RefSeq, a predicted model, not a curated record